UUCAACAUGGCGGAUGAUGGCUUCGACCGAUGAAUGUAGAUUUUAUUCAGAAGAAAAUCCUAAAUAAAUAAAAAAUGGAUCAUGUGGUUACAAACCUGUUCAGAUAAUGGAUACAGAGAGACUAUGAAGGGCCCGUCUGAUCCAUAAACUUAAAGAUAUGAACAUGGAUCUACCAGUGAGUGAUAAAGAGAAACUGGAGUUUUGUUGAUCUGUAUAGGAAGGAGCUGGUGAUAUAAUCGUGUCACUUCUCAUGUGACUUGGUCCAGUGUAUAACCCCCGGUUUUACAUUAUGGGUGUUCAGACUAACACAUGACAUGUAGGGAAACAACUGGAAACCUGAUCGGCUGUCGUUACAGCGUAUAACUGUUAUGAUUUGGAACAGUAUUUAAUGGUACAUUUGAUUAAUAAAUUUGUCAGUAUUCAUCACACAAAAAUCGUAACUACCUAAUGUAUCGCGAUGGGGUGAUCUGUGUUUGGUGGUGCUGGGAUAUAGUGCACCAAAUGACCUACAUGAAAGUUAUGGGAUCCAGCCAGGACACAUUUGUGACCUUUGACCUUCAGUGCAAUGAUCAAAGAUUACAACAUGUCUAUUUGUAAUUAAUUGUGCAAAGAAAAUCAUAAGAUUUGACAGCGGUGUGUAUUGUGCAUUGACCAAUCACAGCCCAGAAUGGCCAAGAAAGGUGAGGAUCGAACAUUCAACAUCAGUGUAAUAGGACUGUCAGGCACAGAAAGAGACAAAGGUCCUGUCGGAGUAGGCAAGUCAUGCCUCUGUAACCGGUUCAUCUCGUACGUAGCUGACAAAUACUUCUCGGACCACAUCUCUGUGCUGAGCCAGAGUGACUUUGCUGGACGUGUCAUCAACAAUGACCACUUCCUCUACUGGGGAGAGGUCACCAAGACUGACGAUGGCAACAACUUCGUUUUUCAUGUCAUAGAGCAAAGCGAGUUCAUUGACGAUGUAUCGUUCCAGCCAUUCAAGACAGGUCGGACUGACCCCUACUACAAACGUUGUGUAGCCACAAAAGUUCAGUCUGCAGAGAAGCUCAUGUAUAUAUGUAAAGACCAGCUAGGUAUGGAAACGGACAGCGCUUAUGAACAGAAACUAAUGCCGGAGGGUAAACUAAAUAUUGAUGGUUUUAUAUGUUGUUUCGAUGUAAGUCAAGUUCAACAACGGUCUCUGGAACAACAAGUGGAGUUUGUUACGUUGUUAUUAAAUGGUGCAAUAAAAACUAAGAAACCUGUUGUGAUGGUGACGACAAAAACGGAUGAGGCAAACGAUCGUUAUGUGAAGGAAGUGGAACGCCUCUUGUCGAAGCGGGAGUACAAGAAUAAUAUUCCCCUUGUGGGGACGUCGGCGCACGAAAACGUCAAUGUAGAGCAGGCUUUUUUGACACUGGCUCACAUGAUUGACAAAACUAAAACAAGACCAAAAAUUGUUCAAUUCACUGAAGCUGUUCGACAGCGGAAGGAAUUACUUGAUGUGGCAACAGAGGCUUACCGGAGUCUGUUGCGCAACAAUGUGAUUGACCCCAAGGCUGUAUGGGCACCCUCACGCAAAAAGUUGGAAAAGGAGUCUGACUUUUUACAUUAUAUUGAGCAUUUUGGAACGGACUCUGCUCGUAAACUGUUCCGACUACACAUCAAGCACCUGUGUGAUGAACAAAUACGCAGGCGGGAGAGUCAUUAUCUCCAAAAGCUACCGGAUGUCCUCCAACACUUCUUCCCAGACCUCAACACCAUCACAGAAAGCUGGACGACAUGUCAACGGUAUAUCCUACAACACCCAGACUUUGAUCAGUAUUUUGUGGAGGUGUGUUAUGAAAAUGACAGCUGGAAAACAACUCCUCAUUUUGUCGACAACUACCAGGAGAUACGCAUCCCAUAUGAUCUCCUAUCCUCCUGUGAUGCUGAGACGUGCUUCCGCAACCACUUUAAUGCCCUGCAAGCCCAACACAGGAAGCUUCAAUUAAAGAGACAGUUUAAAAAGCUGUUGGAGGACACUCCAGAGGUGUCGCCAGGCAAGUCAUUGGAAGAGACAUACAUUUCGUUUGUGGGCAAGGACUGUUACAUUGAUCUCAAACAGUACGAACGUGAACAGGUGUUUGAAGCACACCAGAAUGACCUCAAAACGGCUGCCCGUCACGAUUUUCAGGAACUGCUUUGGGAGAAACUGGAGAUAUUCAUCCACAUGUCCAACACACCCAAUACAAUCACGCAGGAGGACAUUCGAACCAUAACCAAAUUUAUUGAGGAUGACCCUCGGUACCGUGUAAUGGACCGACUGGAGGAGGAGAGAAAGGUUAUCCUGUUCAAUCUGCUUGGCUUCAUGGAAUGUCCGUCACGUGACAGGUGCUACUUCCAACAAAAAUGUGCAGAAGUAGAGUUACAGAACAUCUUUGAGGGCCGCAUUUUCAGGUCUGAGCCGCUCUCAAUAUCUGAAGGUGAGGGCUCUUUGAAGCCUCUCAAUCUGGUGCUGCUAGGCAAGGCUGGCCUGGCUGAGGAAUUAUGUAAAGAAAUCCGGAAUAUGUGCAAUCAAGAUAUGUUUCCUUAUCGAAGUGCUGUGUAUAGUUUAGAUUACAGACCAAUAGAGGAAGAUGUUAGUUUAGAAUAUAACUCUUUUGCUACUGCAAAUUUUAAACCACAUGGGUGUCUGUGUGUGUACAAUUCACGAGAAUCGCUGGAGUAUGUGCGCUCUAGUCUGGAGACAACAUUACUGGCAGAUCUGCAGCGGGAGGAGGACCAGACGUUACACGGUGUGCCAAUCAUCAUCCUUCAUGCCUUCAAUCCUGAAUGUACGGAGAAGGAACACAUCAUUCUGUCUCACAAGGGACAGGAGCUGGCACGCAGUUUGCGGUGCGAGUUUAAAGACAUUCCAGUGGAGGAUGACCUGGAAGAUCACGGUUUGAGGUUCUCACCUGUACAGAUAGAGGAGUCGCUGAUAAUGGUGGUUCGUGGAUCUGGCCAGGCUAGCUCAUCACGGCCAUGCUCUGAGGACCUAGAACCGGAUCUACGGAUAGGGAUGUGUCUUAUGUGUGGCGACCCUUUUGACUGCGAGAUCCCUCUUGGGCCCCUGCUCAACAGUAACCCCACCCAAAUUGACAUUGAUCCAACGAGCUCCAUGUACAGCAUCACCAUGGAAACGAAUGUUGACAACAGUCCAGAUUUUUCCAAACAGAAAAUUGAGAUCUGUAUUUCUUCUUACCACAAUUUUGUGUCCAAAAUGUUCAAGGAUGACGAGGACUACCACAUGUUCCAUGGAUUCAUACUUGUGUUCUCCACCAAAAGGAAGGCCUCUUAUGCAACCAUGAAGGCGUUUGCUGAAAGUUUGCGAAACCAGAUGCAGGUGCUGCCAAUCCUGAUCCUAGCAGUCACAGACAGUGGGGGGUCAGCUAUCUUCUUCAAGGAUGAGCUCAGUCAAAUCCUCAUUUCUGAAGGCAACCAGCUGGCCGACUUUCUUGGUGGGGAAUUCAAAAUGACUACUGCCAAUUUCCAACAGCAGACUCCCAUCUACAUCCCGUUUUUUAAGGAGGCGUGGUACAAGCGUGAAGUCGUGUCAGAGUCUUACUACAGUGUACCCAGCAGUCCUCCUGCAUACGGCCAAGCCUGCCAUUCCAUCGACCCUAAACGCCCCCCGGCCCCUCUGCCCCGCCCAUUUGACAUCUAUCCCACUGCCAAAAGCAGUACUAGUAAUAGCCAAAGUACAGAAGAGUCUGAACCUAUAUAUGACCAGCCUAAUAACCUACGUGGUGGUCCGACGUCCGACAGUGAACAGGAGCGCCCAUCCUCAGCUUCCCCACCCCCGCGCACAGACAGCCCAACCUGUCCACCUCCUUACCAACAUGAUCUGAAGAAUGGCGAGCGAUUAGUUCGUCCCAGUAUGAUCCGUAAGCGGCAAGGAGACCAUGCAGACGCUCAAAAGGAAAUCUAUCGCAAAUCCUGUCCUGUUCUGGAACGUGAACUCAAACUCACCAGCACUAUGAGUCUGGAACAGGCCGAUAGUGACAGAGAGCCUCACUAUCAGUUCAGGAAGUCAUACAGUAUGAAACUUGCAGUGAAGGAAGAAGAUGAAGCCUGGGCCAUUAAUGAACCGCGGCGACCACAGAAGAAGGCGAGCACAUUCCCCUCUGAUGCGAAAUUAAUCAAUCCAGACAACGGUCGUCUCGAUGAUGACUCACGGAGAAGUUCAGAUGAAGCAAUCUGGAGGGAUAAUGAACUAUAUCACUCACGAAAUCCACAGUUUGGUGCAGGAAGAAAGCCGUCCAAGAGUGCUAUACAGGCUCCUCUGGCCCUGCCAGAACACAUAGAGAUCUCUUCUGACUACGCUACCGUCAAGGAUGUGGUGAGUUCGCCGACACCAGAGUCUGACUAUGCCUCGGUGAAUGAUGCUCUCCCUGAUGGUAUGCUCCAGAGGGUGCGCUCACAACAGGGCAAAAGUCAUUACAGGGACCUAGGGUACGGAGAGAGGGAGUACGCCACUUUGCCGCGGGAUCGUUUUGGUGGGAUGAUGGCUACAAGUAUGGACAGUGCCGACCUUGACCUCAAUGACAGUGGCAGCUGGGCCUCCAAGAUGAAAACCUCGAAAAAACAACGCAAGGAACAACAGAAAAUCAAGGAAGAUGAAAAACGGCGGAAAAAGGAGGAGGAGAGGAAGCAGAAGGAACAGCAGAAGAUGCAAAAGAAGAACAAGAAAAAAGACAGUCGGGGUGCGGGAAUAUCCGAAAGUGGAUGUAGACUGCAGGGAUUCCCUAUGUCCCCGACCAACCCCUCCCUCCCGCAGUUUGUGGAGACCUGUGUGGAAUAUAUUGAUGCUGAAGGAAUGCACACAGAAGGAAUAUACCGUAUACCUGGCAAUAAACAAAAUGUAGAUCUGCUCAACUCCAAACUUCAGGAAGAUCCUAUUCAAGAUAUAAAAAUCCUGGAGAUACAGGUCAAUGCUGUAGCAACAGUAUUGAAAAACUUCUUCAAUGAGACAGAGCCAUUGAUUCCUUCAUACCUUCAUGAUGAGCUUCUGGAGGCUGCAGCAGAGAAAUAUGAGGACGACCCACAAGAAGAAAUGCCAACAGGAAGACUUCUAGCCCUGAGAGGAGUCCUGAAAAAACUGCACCCAGUCAACUUUGAAGUGUUGAAGUACUUCAUUACACACCUCAACAGAGUAAGCCAACAUAGGGAGACACACAACAUGGACACAAGAAAUCUGGCUCUGUGUUUAUGGCCCACAAUUCUUCGUAUAGACUUCAUGUCAUAUGACAAAAUGGCGACAGGCACCAAACUGCCAGCGGAGAUUAUACAGACAAUGAUAGAACAAUGUGGAUUCUUCUUCCAUGGUGAGGAUGAAGUCUGACAGAGGAGACAUUGCUACUUUAAUUUACACAGGAAGUGAGACUUUUUUGACGGGGAAGUAAUCAGUAUUUUUGUGUAACAUCAGCAAAAGAAGAAGGGAGAAGUCAGUGUUUCACCUGACAGGGACAUUUCAAGAGGCAGAGUGACAGUGUAUUUGUGUUAAACACAAUUGAAAGCGUUUACUAAUAUGUAUGUUGGCCAGUGUAAAAAGUCACAAAUCAUUUGGUGGAAACUACAGCCAAGGGGAGAUAAGCUAGUCAGGUUGUUUAUGAGACUACUUGUUUGUUUAUGAUUAUGAAGUGUGUGACAGGUUCGUUUAGAUACUGACCAAUUUGUAAUCAGCUUGUGGUCAAGUAAUCGGUCAAGGUGUGAUGCAGGUCCUCUGACAGUGGUCAAUGCAGCUAUUGUCAAAAAUCCAUUCCAAUCUACAUCAAACUGGGUAUGGAUAAAUUAGCUUAACUACCCUUGACUAUCAUGUAAACAGACAACCAUUACAUGCACUGCAUGUGACCAACUGGUAGACUGACAGAGGACAAAUAUUGCUACCUUUGACUGUUAAAUCUACUGACUCAGAUUGGAAGUUUAGUGAUUUCAUCCUUUUAACUUAUCAAUUUGUGGAAAAAAAGGUUGCAUACUAAAUUUCGAUAAUAUUUAAGGAAUGUAUGCAGCUAGAUGUGUGUUUCUGUGUAUGCAGCUAGAUGUGUGUUUCUGUGUGUGCAGCUAGAUGUGUGUUUCUGUGAACGUCCUAUAGCACUCCGCUGCAAUGUUAUGUAACCUGUCGCAAAACCAUGCCAAUUUUAAUUGUAAGAAUUAAAUAUACAUAAUUAUUAAUCAACUUGCUUUGAAAAUUACACAAUAUUUGCCGUAAUGUUUAAUAUUCUGUUUUUAUUUAACUAUUGUCAAGGGGAGCAACUCUUGCAGGAUGUGAAGUUUGAACUAUUUAUAGAUAUAAUGUAUUGUAAUGCAAUGGUUUUUUUUAAUUGACUGCACUUAACUGACCAUGGAACAAAAUCUGACACCAAAGAUCGCUAAUUUACAAUAGCUUGCUAUUCACACAAAUGUAAUCCAAACCCAAAGGAAAGAGUCAUAUGAUGUUCAUAUUUAUUUUGUACGUGUUCAAAAUCAGUGAUUGUGAAUUCAGAACUGCCUCUGUAUAUUGACAUGCUUUUAAUUGUGACCAAAACAUAGAGUUUGCUCGUAGACUAGGAACAUAAGUAGUUAUUAUGGAAUAAUAAAUUACAUCCGAGGGAUAUCUGAUUGUUGCAAUAUUUGCAUACAAAGUAUUUCAGGCUCUUCCGAUAAAGGAUCACAUUUAAAAUUUAUGUCAACAAGCUUUCAUUUGACCACUGGAAUCUCUGAAGGGUGUUGAUUACUAAAUACAUAAUGGUUAAGUCUACAAAUGUUGUUUUGGCUAUAGAACAUAUAAUGUUCAAUGUCAACAUGUGUUGAUCUCUUCAGAAGGUAAUAUUUAUGUCAACAGACCGUGUAUUCAGGCUUACUCUAUCUUUUGCCUGCUGAAGCUUGGUAAAAUAUCAAAAUUAAAUCACUAUUUCAAGUUGCAUAAGUAAUAUAGAGGGAGUUGGAAUGUACAAAAUCUGCAACCAAAUCAAUCAUCACUAUGGUGUCCAGUAUUCUACUGCCUGGUCAAGCGGUCAAGUGGAUCAGGGCGCCUGGCAGCUAGUCAUUUUUAAUGUUAAUGUAGUGUGUACCUGACCACUGGAAAUUCUUGGCCUGUUUGAUAUAUGUGGUAUGUGUAUGGCCAGGGAGCCAUUUUAUAGAUAUCUAAACUGACAACAGCAUCAUGUGUUCUGUCACAUGAUCAAGUUACGACACCGUGUGGUCUAUCACAUGAUCAAGUUACGACACCAUGUGGUCUGUCACAUGAUCAAGUUACGACACCAUGUGGUCUAUCAAAUGGUCUCGUUAAAGCAUCACUUUGACCGUCACAUGAUCAAGUUACGACACCAUGUGGUCUGUCACAUGAUCAAGUUACGACACCAUGUGGUCUGUCACAUUAUCAAGUUACGACACCAUGUGGUCUGUUACAUGAUCAAGUUACGACACCGUGUGGUCUGUCACAUGAUCAAGUUACGACACGGUGUGGUCUAUCAAAUGGUCUCGUUUAAGCAUCCCUUUGACUGUCACAUAAUCCAUUUACAGCACUAUGGGGUCUGUCACAUGAUCAAGUUACGACACCGGGCGGGCUAUCAAAUGGUCUCGUUUAAGUAUCACUUUGACUGUCACAUAAUCCAUUUACAGCACCAUGUGGUCUGUCACAUUAAGAUACAGCACCUUAUGGUCUAUCAAUUCAAAUGGCCAUGUGAUCUAGUUACAGCAUCAUGUGGUCUGUCACAUGAUCUAGUUACAGCACCCUAUGGUCUGCCAUGUGAUCAAGUUACGGUACCAUGUGGUCUAUCAUAAGAUCAAGUUACGGCACCAUGUGGUCCAUCAGAUAAUCAAGUUUGAAUAUCAUUUGAUAAAGCUGAAGUACAAUGCGAUCUGUCUAUUUUUGGGACAACAUUGUAUGUUCUGUUGAUGAUUUGGAAUACAGCACCAUGUAGUCUAAGUAAUCGGUAGCGGCCUAUUUUACCUACAGUUACAGUGUCAUGUGUUCAGUCUGAUCAGGCCUACAAUAUUGUGUGGUAUUGGGCUGGUGGGAUCACAUGGUCUCUCUCUGUCAUGUGGUCAGUCUGAUCAGGCCUACAAAAUUGUGUGGUAUUGGGCUGGUGGGAUCACAUGGUCUGUCUCUGUCAUGUUGUCAGUCUGAUCAGGCCGACAAUAUUGUGUGGUAUUGGGCUGGUGGGAUCACAUGGUCUGUCUCUGAUUGAGUCGGCAUUGUCAGAUGGUCUGUCCGAUCACUCAGAAUUAUGUUGUCUUAUUAUAACAGGCCCUAUAUGUAGUCUGUCUGUUAUCAAAACAACCCGAUGUGGUUUUUAUCAAUGAUUCAGGCGACAGUGUCUGUAAGAGGGACAUUGAUGAGGCCAAAGGGUUACAAGUACUCUUUUAAGGUUAACUGUAAAUGUUUGUAAACUUAUUAAUGCUGAGCCUACUAGGAAAAUUAUUGAAUUGCUUAAAUAUUCUUGCAUAAUAUAUAUAAAUUUAUAUAUAUAUAUAUAAAUACAAUAUGAUAAAAUUUCAGAUUGUUAGUUAAUGUAAGUUGUGUUAUUAUAAUUGUACAUUAAGUAAAAUAGUGUAUGAUCCAUAUUUUAUAUGUUUGACCUUAAUUUUACGCUUGUAUGGUGCGUAUAUUGUUGGUCAGAUGAUGUUGUUUAUUAGAUGUGUAUGGUCUGUAUCAUGUAUCUGUGGUUUGCUCUGAUGUACUUAUAUAGACCAUGGGCCAUAUAUAUAAAAACUUGGUCAGAAUGUAUAUGGGGUGUGCAUGUUAAACCUUUCUCUGGGCCAUUUUAUCUGUAUAUGGAUCAUGGACCAUAUGAUGGUUACCAGAUACGUGUAUAUUGGUAGUAUGAUAUACAUGUUGUGACUGCAGCGAAUGUUGAGGAGUACAAGUGUUUUACUGUGAUGAUGUGAGGCAAAGGUGUGCAGAGCUGUGUUGUGUUAGGGAGAGAGGUUGUAGAGAGUUGUACAGUGUCGGGGAGAGAGGUUGUACUGAGUAAGGGAGAGAGGUUGUAGAGAGCUGUGUUGUGUUGGGGAAAGAGGUAUAUAGACAGUUGUACUGUGUUAGGGAGGGAAGUUAUAGAUGGUUGUGCUGUGUAUGGGAAAGGGAUGGUACAAUAUUGUACUGAGAAAGGGGAAAAGGUUAUACAGAGUUGUGCUGUGUUAGGAAAAGAGGUUGUACAGAGUUGUGUUGUGUUAGGAAAAGAGGUUGUACAGAGUUGUGUUGUGUUUGGGAGAGAGGUUGCACUGAGUAAGGGAGAAAGAUUGAACAGAGUUGUACUGUGUUAGGGAGAGAGGUUGUACAGAGUAAUGUAGAGAGGUUGUACAGAGUAAUGUAGAGAGGUUGUACAUAGUUGUACAAUGUAAGGGAGAGAGGUUGUACAAUGUUGUACUAUGUAAGGGAGAGAGGUUGUACUGAGUAAGAGAAAGAGGUUGUACUGAGUAAGGGAGAGAGGUUGUACUGAGUAAGGGAGAGAGGUUGUACUGAGUAAGGGAGAGAGGUUGUACUGAGUAAGGGAGAGAGGUUGUACUGAGUAAGGGAGAGAGGUUGUACUGAGUAAGGGAGAGAGGUUGUACUGAGUAAGGGAGAGAGGUUGUACUGAGUAAGGGAGAGAGGUUGUACUGAGUAAGGGAGAGAGGUUGUACUGAGUAAGGGAGAGAGGUUGUACUGAGUAAGGGAGAGAGGUUGUACUGAGUAAGGGAGAGAGGUUGUACUGAGUAAGGGUGAGAGGUUGUACUGAGUAAGGGAGAGAGGUUGUACUGAGUAAGGGAGAGAGGUUGUACUGAGUAAGGGAGAGAGGUUGUACUGAGUAAGGGGGAGAGGUUGUACUGAGUAAGGGGGAGAGGUUGUACUGAGUAAGGGUGAGAGGGUGUACUGUGUAAGGGAGAGAGGGUGUACUGAGUAAGGGGGAGAGGUUGUAAAAUAUUGUACUAUAUAAGGGAGAGAGGUUGUACAGAGUUGUGCUGUACUGUGCUUUUUGUUGUGUAAGGGUAACAGGUUGUUGUUGUUUUACUGUGCUGUUUUGUGUAAAGGCGAUACUUUCUAUAGAGUUGUGCUGUAUUGUGCUGGUUUGAGGAGAUAGGUUGUGCUGCACUGUUAUGAUGAGGGAGAUAAGAGUUUAUGUUAUACUGAUUUCAAUGAGAUUUGGUGCCAUACCAUUUUAUGUGAGGGAGUAGAUACUAAGUUUGUUAUGUACUGUUUUUGAUGUGAACAUUUGUACUGCACCAUGUUGAUGCAAAAGAGCUGUACAGAUUGCUUCACCGCGUAUGAUAGUUAUGUUGAUAGCUGUGUGGUUUUCGGCCUUUAAAGCCCUGUUUCCAGUGUGUGGUCUUUAUUUUUUUGUAAUCCAAGUGCUUUCUUGUCAUAGAGUCAAUUAACAUCUCUCACUGAAAGGUUGAGGGAUGAUUUUACUGGCCGUUUCAUAAUUUAAGCUUUUUUCAUUAUAACUAGUUACUAUUAUAUCAUAAAUAUGAACCACUAUUUGGACAAGUUACUGCUUGAUUGUGUGAUAUUGUUUUAUGAAGGUCUGACAUUGUACUGGGGCAUACAUAAUAGUUACACAUAGUCAUUUAUCAUUCUUUAUAUAGAACAUGUCUAGCUUCCAACUUGAACAGUGAAUAAUAUUUGAAGUUAGAAUGUCUCUGAAUUCUGUAUUAAAAAAACUACAGUUUAACAGUUUCUUAAAAACUCCACUUUGUGUGGGUUACCUGUAUCCAUGUGUGUUGUCACUCUGUAUAUUACACAGGUGUUUCAUGUGUUCACUGUGUAGAUCCACUAGCACUCCUGGGUUACCUGUAUCCACGUGUGUUGUCACUCUGUAUAUUACACAGGUGUUUCAUGUAUUCACUGUGUAGUCCACUAGCACACGUGGGUUACCUGUAUCCACGUGUGUUGUCACUGUAUAUUACACAGGUGUUUCAUGUGUUCACUGUGUAGAUCCACUAGCACACCUGGGUUACCUGUAUCCACGUGUGUUGUCACUGUAUAUUACACAGGUGUUUCAUGUAUUCACUGUGUAGAUCCACUAACACACCUGGGUUACCUGUAUCCACGUGUGUUGUCACUGUAUAUUACACAGGUGUUUCAUGUAUUCACUGUGUAGAUCCACUAACACACCUGGGUUACCUGUAUCCACGUGUGUUGUCACUGUAUAUUACACAGGUGUUUCAUGUAUUCACUGUGUAGAUCCACUAACACACCUGGGUUACCUGUAUCCACGUGUGUUGUCACUGUAUAUUACACAGGUGUUUCAUGUAUUCACUGUGUAGAUCCACUAACACACCUGGGUUACCUGUAUCCACGUGUGUUGUCACUGUAUAUUACACAGGUGUUUCAUGUAUUCACUGUGUAGAUCCACUAACACACCUGGGUUACCUGUAUCCACGUGUGUUGUCACUGUAUAUUACACAGGUGUUUCAUGUAUUCACUGUGUAGAUCCACUAACACACCUGGGUUACCUGUAUCCACGUGUGUUGUCACUGUAUAUUACACAGGUGUUUCAUGUAUUCACUGUGUAGAUCCACUAACACACCUGGGUUACCUGUAUCCACGUGUGUUGUCACUGUAUAUUACACAGGUGUUUCAUGUAUUCACUGUGUAGAUCCACUAACACACCUGGGUUACCUGUAUCCACGUGUGUUGUCACUGUAUAUUACACAGGUGUUUCAUGUAUUCACUGUGUAGAUCCACUAACACACCUGGGUUACCUGUAUCCACGUGUGUUGUCACUGUAUAUUACACAGGUGUUUCAUGUAUUCACUGUGUAGAUCCACUAACACACCUGGGUUACCUGUAUCCACGUGUGUUGUCACUGUAUAUUACACAGGUGUUUCAUGUGUUCAUUGUGUAGAUCCACUAACACACCUGGGUUACCUGUAUACACAUGUAUUGUUACUCUGUAUAUUACACAUGUGUUUCAUGUAUUCAAUGUGUAGAUCCACUAACACACCUGGGUUACCUGUAUCCACAUUGUGUGCAAAUUAACACAUGAUGUGAUAUUUCACUUAAACACUGUAUUUGAUUUAGUGCCAUUCACAUCAUGUGAGACCUUACUGUAAUCUACAUUAUGACAUUCUUUAAUAUAAUCCACAUCCUGUAAUACUUAAAGUUAUCAUUAUGGUGCGAUUUAAUAUAAUUGACCCAAUCCAUACCAUGGGAAACUUUUCUGUACUGUAAUCAAAACCAUCAGAUAUUUUGCUGUAAUGUAAUCCAGGUUACUAAAAUGUAAUGUAAUCCACACAAUGGGAUACUUUAAUGUAAUGUAAUCCACACCAUGGGAUACUUUUAUGUAAUGUAAUCCACACCAUGGGAUACUUUACUGUAUUAUAAUCCUCACCAUAGGAAAUGUAACUAUAAUGUAAUCCACAUCAUGGGAUACAAUACUGUAAUACAGUUAAGGACACUAUACUGUUAUCCACAUCAUGAGAUACUAUACCACAAUACAGUAUGGGAUACUAUACCACAAUACAGUAUUGGAUACUAUACCACAAUACAGUAUGAGAUACUAUACCACAAUACAGUAUGGGAUACUAUACCACACUGCAGUAUGGGAUACUAUACCACAAUACAGUAUGGGAUACUAUACCACACUGCAAUUUGGGAUACUUUACCACAAUAUAAUAUUGGAUAAUAUACCACAUUGCAGUAUGGGAUACUAUACCACAAUGCAGUAUGGGAUACUAUACCACAAUACAGUAUGGGAUACUAUACAACAAUACAGUAUGGGAUACUAUACCACACUGCAGUAUGGGAUACUAUACCACAAUAUAGUAUGGGAUACUAUACCACAAUACAGUAUGGGAUACUAUACCACAAUACAGUAUGGGAUACUAUACCACAAUGCAGUAUGGGAUAUUAAACUGUAAUCCAUCCUUUAGUAGAUUUAUGUAUGAUGAACCCACUUGGUGGAAAUAUUGUAAUUUUCCUAUUUCUAUUGUUAAGUGUAACUGUUAAGGUGUUGACCAGCACAAGUCCCCGACUACUAUGUACAGGUCGAGGAAGUUGACCUAUCCACACAUAUUCGCUAUAGAGCAAGGGCAGAGUGGCUCAAAUUGUCUGUUCGUAUGUGCUUGAUAAAGGCAUAUAACUCAAUUGAUUUAUUAAAAUGUCAUACAAAACCA
Mizuhopecten yessoensis (Yesso scallop) is the source of this 13074-nucleotide messenger RNA. Its product is annotated as rho GTPase-activating protein 190-like. The coding region runs from base 668 to 5341 and encodes 1557 amino acids. Gene Ontology annotation, biological process: signal transduction. Gene Ontology annotation, molecular function: GTPase activity; GTP binding. The record is from RefSeq and is a predicted model, not a curated record. The transcript has 27 exons. Lineage: Eukaryota; Metazoa; Mollusca; Bivalvia; Pectinida; Pectinidae.